AUGUGGCAGCUUUGUACGACACUAUUUGCAGUUUGGUUCCAAUAUUGCACUGCUUAUGAUAUUGUUAUUUUCUCAACUCUGAACUUGAAAAAAAUGGCAGUAGAAGACCUGGCAGCAUCCUCAAAAAUACUAGCUAUUGGUGUUAAGGAUUUCUCAUUACCAAACUUUGGCCUAUAUGCACAAGCCUAUAGUGGCGAAAACUCUGAUUCUCCGUUUUCAUCAUUAAUGCGAAUCUUCCCGUAUCAAAAAGCACUUUCAGUGGUGACUUCAAACGAUGGUGAUAUUCAUAGGUCAAGUACUGGUAUAGAUUACACCCAAAAAGAUUUGCACAACUUUUUAACAUCUGACAGAAAUUUUGAAGGCUAUGGGACAGUUAUCAUUUCUUCUCAGGAUGCUUUCGAAAAUGAACUGAUUCGUCGUAAGCGUGUUUCCUCCAAUGUUAGUUUUGACGACAAGCCAUCAUCUCAUGCAGUUUCGAGAAUGGAUAAUCGACAGCGGUUAUCUGCCUCAGAUCGUCAUAAUUUUGGUUUGGAUAUUAGAUCAGCACAUCGUGCUAUGCUGUUAUGUAUCAAUAGUGGUAAUAUUUCUCAGGCAGAACAUAUGGUUUUACCGAAAUAG
Molecule: messenger RNA, 618 nt
Organism: Brugia pahangi
Lineage: Eukaryota; Metazoa; Nematoda; Chromadorea; Rhabditida; Onchocercidae
Source: the annotation of a GenBank genome assembly